UACCAUGCGCACAGGUUGGCAGGAGCAGCAACCCGCUUCUUUGUCAAAGAAAGAGACAGCAGCGGAGGAUCGUGCCGCACCCUUUGUGCUUCUCCUGGGACUCAGCGCAAAUCACUCCGCACAGGUAACAACCUAUAACUACCGGAAGCAAGGGAGAAGUCCAAACACAGAGGACGCUGAAAGUGCGCAAGAGGCGGUGACUUCAGGUGGCCUACGACAGCACAUUGUCUCUCAACUCGACGAGGACUCCUGACCUGGAUUUACCUGAUAAAGGAGUUCACAGACGCAAUAAAAAGUUGAAGACCAGUGGAGUCCCAGACAGCCGUACAGUGAAGGCCUCAGACUUCAGACUGGAUCCUUCCAGUCCUCCAUCUGUCCAGCUGAUGGCAUGCCGAUUUCCAUCACAUCAGAGAGGGAGAGUCUGAAUGGCGCCCUAGACCUUCCCCUGUGCUUCUUGUCUGCAACGCUGCUCGCCUCUCCGUCCACUCCAGGUCUUCUCUGAUCCCACAUCCACCGUCUAUCUCAACAUGGGUACAAACACCACUGACAAGAUAUGCCACUACAACCGGACCGUGGACUUUUUCUAUGAGAAGAGUGGCAAGAACAUCAGCGAAUACUGGCGCAACCGUGACUAUGUGAUUGUCAGUCUGGGCAUGACGGUCUGCUUCAUUGUCAUCUUUUCCAACCUUUUGGUCAUGGGCGCCAUUUUUAAAAACAGACGCUUUCACUAUCCCAUCUAUUACCUGCUGGGUAACUUGGCUCUGGCUGACCUCUUCGCAGGUGUCUCCUACCUCCACUUGAUGUUUCAUACCGGUCCGUGGACCAUUAAGCUGUCUCAGCAUCAGUGGUUUGUGCGACAGGGGCUGAUCGACACCAGCCUGACAGCUUCCGUCCUCAACCUACUGGCCGUGGCCGUGGAGCGUCACCAAACCAUUUUCAACAUGCAGCUGCACAGUAAGAUGAGCACCCGGCGUGUUUUCAUCAUCAUGCUCUGCAUCUGGCUGGUGGCCAUCGUCAUGGGCCUGGUUCCCGCCAUGGGCUGGCACUGCCUGUGCGACCUGGAGAACUGCUCCACCAUGGCGCCGAUGUACAGCCGCAGCUACCUGGUGUUCUGGGGGGUUCUUAACCUGCUUACCUUCUUCAUCAUGGUGGCUGUCUACACACGGAUCUUUGUCUACGUGAGACGCAAGAGCAAGCAGAUGUCACAGCACACCACCCAGAUGAGACACAAGGAGACAGUGUUCAACCUGAUGAAGACCGUCUCCAUGAUCCUGGGCUGUUUUGUGUUCUGCUGGACGCCCGGUCUGGUCAUCCUGCUGCUCGACGGUCUGGGCUGUGGAAAGUGUGAGGUGCUGCGCUUCGAGAAGUACUUCUUGGUCCUGGCCGAGUGCAACUCCUUCUUCAACCCCAUCAUCUACUCCUUCAGGGACACUGACAUGAGAAGGACCUUCAAGGAGAUCCUGUGCUGCCUGUGCCAGCGGGGCAGCCGCAAGGGCGCCUCUGGCGUUUACUUUAACACCCUGGAGCAAGAGAAAUAUAAGUAUCGUGCUGCCGAGCCGACAGGGAAGACCAACGGGAUCCCUCUUAUCCGUGCAGGCUCAGAAGACAUCCCUGCCCAUUCAGAAACCUGACAUUAACUCAAACAAGGACAAACGUUCAACAUACUCAAGGCAUGCAGACACACACUUGAUGCUGAAAUCUAGGUAUGCACACAUAAACAAGCGUUAAGACCUGUGUUUCCUCAGCAAGCAGACUGUUGUGUGAGACUGUCUGUUCUUUUAAGAAACAUUGGAUAUAUACCUGUGCUGCUUCAAAGCCAGUUGGGACAAGAAGAAUGGACUUCUAAUAUCAGUUGGCCAACAUGAUGGUGGACAUCUCUUCUAAUUUAAUUGGCAGCAAGUGGUUCAUUUGCGCUCCAUCAUCGACCUUCAGCAGACAAUUGGAGGAACCCUCCAUUACUGGGCCAUUUAAACAACAUGGGGGGGGACAUUGUAGAGCUCAUUUCCUGUUGUGACAUAAAUGAGAACUGCCAGUUCUCCCUAAACAGAUGGGGGCAGAAGAAGGAGCACUGACGGCCGCUGAACAACUGGAACGUGCUGGCGAAGCAUGGAAGAAAUGAAGGAAAGUGUGUGUGUGUGGACAUUUGCAAAGCAGAAACAUGUACUCUGUUGAGUGCCGUGAAGUUAUAUAAGCGAUGCAAAUUAUUUUCUCUAUACCCUCAUGGUGGAUUCAUGUGUAUUUGAGUUAAAGCGCUCAUAUUAUGCUCAUUUUCAGGUUCAUAAUUGUAUUUAGAGGUUAUAUCAGAAUAGGUUUACGUGGUUUAA
This is a messenger RNA of Perca flavescens (yellow perch), 2324 nucleotides long. Its product is annotated as lysophosphatidic acid receptor 2. Gene Ontology annotation, cellular component: membrane. Lineage: Eukaryota; Metazoa; Chordata; Actinopteri; Perciformes; Percidae. The coding region runs from base 528 to 1631 and encodes 367 amino acids. The record is from RefSeq and is a predicted model, not a curated record. The transcript is spliced from 6 exons. Gene Ontology annotation, biological process: G protein-coupled receptor signaling pathway. Gene Ontology annotation, molecular function: lysophosphatidic acid receptor activity.